This is a messenger RNA of Phragmites australis (common reed), 1117 nucleotides long. Its product is annotated as ribonuclease 1-like. Gene Ontology annotation, cellular component: extracellular region. Bases 59 to 808 code for a protein of 249 amino acids. Gene Ontology annotation, molecular function: RNA binding; ribonuclease T2 activity. NCBI's taxonomy places the organism in Eukaryota, Viridiplantae, Streptophyta, Magnoliopsida, Poales, Poaceae. The transcript is spliced from 4 exons. The record is from RefSeq and is a predicted model, not a curated record. Gene Ontology annotation, biological process: RNA catabolic process.
UUUGUUGGUCACCAAAGGCGAUUAGUGAAUAGCUAGCCAUUCCUCUUGGUGUUUCGAUAUGGCUUCCAGGAUAGCACUCUUGUGCCUUCUUGGCUUGCUAGUAGCUUCAUCUGCAAGACCCGAUUCCGGUAUCUACUACCAGAUUGCCUUUAUGUGGCCAGGAGCGUACUGCGAGCAGACCAACGCCGGGUGCUGCAUGCCGACGACCGGCGUCGUGCCGGCUCGCGAUUUCUACAUAUCGGGCUUCACGGUCUACAAUGCGACAACCAACGCUCCCAAGACCCGCUGCAGCAAAACUCCGUUCAACCUUACCGAGAUUAUCGAGAUCGAAGGCCUGAAGCAGUACUGGAGCAACAUCAAGUGCCCCAGCAACAACGGCCAGAACAGCUGGAAGACCGCCUGGAAGAAGACCGGCGCCUGCUCCGGCCUCGAGGAGAAGGCCUACUUCGAGGCUGCCCUCGCACUGCGUAACAGGAUCAACCCCCUCGCUCGCCUCGUCUCCAAAGGGAUCAAGCCGGACUUUAGUCUGUACAGCGUGAAGAGGAUCAAGAAGGUGAUCCAGGCGGGCAUCGGCGCGACGCCGGUGAUCCAGUGCAGCAAGGGCCCGUUCGACAAGUUCCAGCUGUACCAGAUCUACAUCUGCGUGGCGGAUGACGGCGAGACGUUCAUCGACUGCCCGGCCGCGCCGAAGUACACGUGCUCCGACGAGAUCCUCUUCCACCCCUUCGAGAAGUGGAUGCUCAAGGAGCCGAAGGAAGGCGAGCCCGACGAAACCUUCGAGCUGCCGAGCGUGGCCAUGGAUCACUGAUCAGCUGCAUGCAUAUCGUCGUAGAGAUCGAUCCCCAGCUCGUCUCCUGUCAGUUUACGUGCGUUUCAGUCACGGAUGCAUGGAAUAAUGUUCCUGCCUUGUUGAUGUUCCUCUGGCGCGCGAGCGCGGCACUGUCUGAAUAAGUGUGGCCUUGUUUCUUCAGUUUUCUUUUCAUGCAUGGAAAUAAACUUUCUGUUGUACUUCAAGUACAUAUCCUCCAAUGAUAUGUCUUCCUGACUUAGCCUCAUGUUCAUUCGAGUAUACUCAAAAUUGUUGAGAUAUUGGAUCGAUCUUCGACAGUUUGCUACA